Molecule: messenger RNA, 2216 nt
Organism: Oryzias melastigma (Indian medaka)
Lineage: Eukaryota; Metazoa; Chordata; Actinopteri; Beloniformes; Adrianichthyidae
Product: nuclear factor 7, brain
Molecular function (GO): zinc ion binding
Source: RefSeq, a predicted model, not a curated record
UCUUGGGCCAUCUUAUUUAAGUCAGAAACUAGCUCUGAGCUUUAGCAAAACUGAGUUUUAAAAAGCAUUUUGUAAAAUCAAAAAAAUACCAAAAUGCUUCAAAAACCCAAACCAAAGUCAAACUAAAUAAUUAGGGAUAACAGAUUAGAGAGUAUAUUAUGAAUGCAGUUGUGGUGUGGGUUUGGCUAAAGGCCAUAAAAAGCUGGCUUGCCUCCUGGUUGCUUAACAGUCAACAUGGGCGUGGCUUUUCCAGGAAACCGAGAGUGAAAGAGCAAAACAGCAGCAGAGAGAGGCUGCAGCCAUGGCAUCGCCUUCAUACUCUGAAGACCUGAAUUGUUCUCUCUGUCUGACCCUCUUCAACAGCCCGGUGGUUCUCCCAUGCGGACACUCCUUCUGCAGCCCGUGCAUCACAGAGGCGCUGAGCGCACGGCAGCAGUGUCCUCUGUGUAGCUCUGCUGUUGCAGCUGAAGAAGCAAAAUGUCUUCCUGCCAACCUGAUCCUGAAGAGCCUCGUGGAAAAGGCCCAGCGAGGAGACCAGGCAGCAAAGGCGGCCGGGAUGUGCCCUGAGCACGAAGAAAAGUUCAAACUCUUCUGCCUCACAGACCUGCAACUGGCCUGCAUCAUAUGCAGAGAUGGGGAAAAACAUGAAGGACACAAGUUCAAACCCAUCAAAGAAGCUGCGCAGUCACUGAGGAGCGAUUUGGAGACGUUUCUCCAAAGAGCUGCUGAGGACAUCAACGCCACCGAACAACUCACCAAAGCUCAGAGGGAAAAUAUAAAAGAAACCAGAGAGAAGUCUAAGCAGCUGAUGGUCCAGAUCAGUCGACAGUUUCAGGAGAUGCACCAGUUUUUGAGAAAGAGAGAAGAUGAGAUAAAUAAUGAGCUGAAAUGCCAAGAGGCAGACGCAGUGGAGAAAAUGAUGGAGGCAUUGACCACGAUGGAAACAGCUCUGUGUGAGAGCAAAGAGCUGGAAAGCAAAGCGGCCUCAGCCCUGAAGAUCACUGACCCAGAGAAGUUCCUGAGGACAUGGACUGAAGGUGGAAGCCCAAUGACUCGAGAGAGCUUAUUCAAAUCCAGAGCCAACACGCUCCAGGUGGUGAACAGGGCUUUGAGCUUGGAGCAGUAUGAAAGCCACCUGCAGCUCUUCAUGUGGAAGGAGAUGCUUCAGGUGAUCUCACCUCGAGAAGAACGCCUCACUCUCAAAAGCAGCAGUCCUAACGUUUCUGUGAGCGAUGACGGCCGGAGUGUUUUUUGUGCAGGGGCUUUAAACCAGCCCCGGAGUGGGGUUUCAUUUGGAGGAUCACAAUCAGCACAAGCAUUUUCUUUUGGAGUAUCACAAUCAGCUUUUGGGACACAAAACAGGGAUUUAUAUGGAACUCCAGCUUUUGAAACAGCUAGUAAUACCACUGGUUUUUGGAAUUUUUUCACAGAAUCACCCUCCAAAUAUUCCACCCUCAGCACCACUGAGUUCAUCACUGGCCAGCACUACUGGGAAAUAAACGUCGGAAACAGAGAUUUCUGGGAAGUUGGAAUCAAUAACAACUUUCUUCAGUACAAACAGCAAAAAUAUGCAGCUUGUUAUCCAGAUAGAAUCCAGGAGCUAGCAUUGGAGAACAAACCUAAAAAGAUCGGCAUUUACUUGAACUUGUCCUCCAACAAGCUGAUUUUCUUCAAUGCAGGCAACAUGACAAAGAUCCACAGCAGGAGCCUAGCUGUCAUGUCUGAGCCGGUAUCUGCGUACAUUAGCAUGACACACAGAAACCCAGACUACAGUCCUCUGACCGUCUGCUGGUUCUGAGCAGGAAACCUUGUUCUGCAUUUACCAUUAUCAUAAGGAAGACAAAAUAGAAACCUUUGUCAUAAAGUAUUUUUGUUUUACUUUUAUUUAUCUCUAUGUCUCUAUCUAUGUUUAUGUCUCUAUAUUUAUAUCUUUAAUUUUUUCCCUUUUUUUCUUGAUUGACAGGUGGUGGUGGUGUGGGGGGUGGGGUUUAAUAAAACGUUCCUUUACUUAAAUUUCUUCUUAUUUUUUGGCACAUCGUUGGACUGGAAGAAGUAAAGUCCAGUCAAAAUGUAACAAAAUGUUUUUUUUGUUUUAGGAUUCCACACAUUUGUUUAUGUAUCUUCUUUCUGUUGCCAUAAAAUAAGCAGAUGGCAGACAUGUUCCUGAUUGGAUGAAAUGAAUCUGAAGUGUGUUUACUUUUGUAUGUGUUUUUUUU